Aspergillus homomorphus CBS 101889 is the source of this 2574-nucleotide messenger RNA. RefSeq names its product Six-hairpin glycosidase. The transcript has 2 exons. Bases 1 to 2574 code for a protein of 857 amino acids. Gene Ontology annotation, biological process: carbohydrate metabolic process. NCBI's taxonomy places the organism in Eukaryota, Fungi, Ascomycota, Eurotiomycetes, Eurotiales, Aspergillaceae. The record is from RefSeq and is a predicted model, not a curated record.
AUGCCGUCGUACUUGGGAUUGGUUGCUCCGGUGCUCUGGGGCAGUUUAGUCCUGACCCCCCUAGUCAAUGCUCAAAGUAGUGAGACGAUCGUACGCCCUACACGUUACCGGACCAAUGCUGGUUUUCGGGAUUAUACCAGCCACGCGCAAUCCUCCUGCUUUACCCUCGACCAGCAGAGUCCGUUGGUCACAUUAGACUACGGCACCGAGGCUGCGGGAUUUCCAUUCUUCGAUGUUGACAGCAUCACUUCUGCUGUUCAAAUCGAGGCAAAGUACAGUGAGCCGUACACUGGAUUGAGUGAACCCUUUGGAGAUGGUCCGUUUGACUUCGCCAAUGGCCUCUCCAACACUUUCCGCGUCGAGACGUUCAACGUCACUUCUACCGGGCGCGUCGAGUCCCCCUUCAUCCAAGGAGGCCAACGCUGGCAAUAUCUAAAGCUUCUCACAAACGGUACGAUUCGCAUCUGCGGGGCUGGAUUACGAUCCUUGAACGAUCGGACUGCCGUGGACCAGCUGCCGGGGUAUUUCGAGUCGUCGAACAGCUUGUAUAAUGAAAUCUGGGCUCUGGGUGCCCGGACGGUGCAACAAGCAUGCAUUGCAGCCGGUGCAGCACCCUCCACAUGGGAAAUCGCCGAGGAUGGAGUGUAUCUGCGAGGCCAGCAACCUGCCCAAUCGGUCAAGGGAGCCUCGUUCGACAACUACACCUUGGCGUUCGAUACCAAGAUCAUCCGGGGCGGUACCGGCUGGAAGGUCGUCGCUGGAGUGGCGGGUUACGGCGCCUACUUCGUCCUGACCAGCGAAUAUCCCCAAGAGUCAACCUUUGUCAACGUCAACAAGACGGUGGUGCCGCCCAACUCCCUGGCGGUGGGCUAUGGCUGGAAUCUGGUCAACCAGAUUUCUCUCACCUCAGGCAAAGUCAACUACUACCCCAUCCCAUUCGACGUCAAAGAGGAUGAAUGGUACCGGAUUUUCACCUUUAUCAAUGCCACCGGCUAUGGGGUGACAGUCAAUGAAACCGAGAUCUUUGUCCCCUUGGCUACUCUGCAGACCCCAACGGGCUCAAUCGGCGGUUCGGGCAGUCUGACGGGCGGCACUUGGGGCUUUGGCCCGUACCAGGACCAGGUGGCACUGGUGAAGGAUGUCGAGGUGCAUGCUCAGAAUGGCACCUUACUCUACCACAACUCGAUGACAUCGGACUCAGUGCUGGAAGAAUAUGGUGUCUUGCCCAACACCCACUCGAUUUGUCUGGACGGUGCUAAGCGCGACCGACUCGUGUGGUCGGGCGAUUUCUUCCCUACCCAUCGGAUCGUCCAGACCAGUACAGGUCGCGAUGACUUUAUCUCGGGCACUCUGGAGUAUUUGAUCGAUCGCCAGGCAACUAGUUCCUCGGUAUAUGACGGGCUCUUCAGCAUGUCCCCGCAAAUGGGACAGUCUGCCAAGUACACCGAUGUAUACAGUUCCUUUGGUUUGCUCGACUACCAGUUCUUCACCCUGGCAGCCGUGGCUGGAUACUACAAACACUCCGACGACCGUGCCUUCAUCCAAAAGUAUUGGUCACAGAUUGAAAGGGGCGUGGAAGCGGUUGUGCAGCUCAUCGACGAGCAAACUGGCCUUGCCGUGACUGGCAACAUCGGGGCAUUUUUCACCGGAUCAAGCAAUGGCACUGCCCCGUCGGCUUUGCUCGCGUAUACUCUGGCUGAAAUGGCCAAUCUUGCUGCUGCUGUGAAUGCGACCGACUCAGCUAAGUCGUGGACACACCAUGCCGAGUCUAUCAAAGAGGCUGUCAAUCAGCAGCUCUGGAACCCGCAACUGGGGACGUACGGCGUCGACAUCAACACUCUGGACGAACAGGCCAUUGCAGGCAGCGCGUGGGUGAUCCUGUCUGGAAUCGCAAAUGUGACCCAGACCCAAUCUACGAUUGCCGCUCUAUCAUCGCUCCGCCUCGGAAUCGGUUACAAGAGCUCGACAUCGACCGCCAAUUCUUCGAGCACCAACCUUGCUCCGUUCCUGUCGGGAUUCCUGCUCGAGGCGCUUUUCCAAGCCAGUCGCGACAGCGCGAAAGCAUCGGCCGAACGGACCACUGCCAUUAGCGUGUUAUUGGAUCAGCUGUGGGCGGCAAUGGUCACCGAGGAUCAGUACUACACAGGAACAGCGUGGGAAUACCUCUACCCCGACGGCCGCCCCGGUCUGGACUUAUAUACCUCGCAUGCCCAUCCUUGGGGCGGCGCUCCUACGUUUGUCUUUUCGGAGUAUGUUCUUGGGGUUCAACCCACGUCUCCCGGGUUCGCUACCUGGACUUUCCAGCCGGCAAUCCUGGAUGUGAAUGUUUCGUGGGCUCGAGGCCGCGUACCCACUCCGCGAGGAUCGAUCCAGGCCAGCUGGCGGUUGAGCGGUUCCAACAAGAAGAGUCUGCAGCUGCAGGUUUGUGGGCCGAAGCAGACCAAGGGUGUCAUUAGCUUGCCGUUUGCCGUCAAGUCAUACACGGUGGAUGGGAAGACAGAAGCCAACAAGAGCCAGGUUGAAAUUGCGGUCAGCAGUGGAUCCUGCGCUGAUGUUCGUGUGUCCUUACAAUAG